Messenger RNA from Podospora pseudopauciseta, 2722 nucleotides. It is a transcript of the gene CAT2, whose product is annotated as Carnitine O-acetyltransferase mitochondrial. The transcript is spliced from 3 exons. Gene Ontology annotation, molecular function: carnitine O-acetyltransferase activity. The record is from RefSeq and is a predicted model, not a curated record. Gene Ontology annotation, biological process: carnitine metabolic process. Gene Ontology annotation, cellular component: mitochondrion; peroxisome. NCBI's taxonomy places the organism in Eukaryota, Fungi, Ascomycota, Sordariomycetes, Sordariales, Podosporaceae. The coding region runs from base 512 to 2443 and encodes 643 amino acids.
CGGCUUCAGGGGUCGUUCGGACAAGCGCACCCUGAUGCACCUGCUUUUUUUCCAAGUGCCCCCCCAGGGCAAGAGGGAUCAGACGAGACGAGGCACGCACGCAAGAAGGAGAUGUGUGUUGGGCGCGCCCGGGGGGGAGGCUUAAUACAUACAUACAUACAUACAUAACUGUGAAGGCCAGUAUAACCGAUGCCGAUGUCACCCCGGACCCCCGAACCUGUGCAUCCUUUUACCUAGGCUCGCGGAGAAAGCGGAAAGCAUCACGCAAAGAAAGGGCCGACCCUGCUUCGGUCAAUCGUCCCGCGGCUACUCUUCUCUCUACUACUACUACAUACCACUCUGUACUAUCGUAAAUUCACAAGGGUCACCUACUACCCAACCUACUAUCCUCUCCUUGACGUCUUUCAUUUUCUUCCCAGCCCCCAAACAAAUCUUUUGCUGUCUGUCCGUUGCCUCCUUAAUUCCCCCCCUUCCCCGGCUUUUUAGCUCCACUUGCCUAGGAGAAGUUGGGAUGUUUGCCGCGAUCGCAAGGACCGCAAGGACAGAGGCUCGGUCGCCCGCUCUUAGGAAUAUCAUUCCCAGACAAACCCAGACGCCACUGAGAUUGGCAACAAUGGCUUCCAGAAGGAACAACUCCUCCCUGCCCGCCGGCUACGUCGAGGACAAGUCCAAGGGCCCAAUGCUCCGCUUCCAAGACUCCCUCCCCAAGCUCCCCGUCCCAACCCUCGAAGAGACCGCGGCCCGCUACCUCAAGUCCCUCAAGCCUCUCCUCUCCCCCGCCGAGCUCGAGAAGAGCACAAAGGCGGUCCAGGAGUUCAUCGCCCCCAACGGCCCGGGCCGCAAGCUCCAGGAGAAGCUCCUCGCCCGCCGCGAGGACCCCAAGCACAAGAACUGGAUCUACGAGUGGUGGAACGACGCCGCUUACCUCUCCUACCGCGACCCCGUCGUCCCUUAUGUCAGCUACUUUUACUCUCACCGCGAUGACAAGCGCCGCCGCGACCCUGCCAAGCGCGCGGCGGCCAUCACCACCGCCGCGCUCGAGUUCAAGAAGCAGGUUGACACGGGCACGCUGGAGCCCGAGUACAUGAAGAAGCUGCCGAUUUGCAUGGAUAGCUACAAGUGGAUGUUCAACUGCAGCCGUGUGGCUGCCAAGCCGGCGGAUUACCCCGUCAAGUUUGACCCGGCGCAGAACAAGCACAUUUUGGUGAUCCGCAAGAACCAGUUCUUCAAGGUCGCGCACGAGGUCAACGGGCAGCAGCUUAAUACCUCUGAGCUGGAGCAGGCGUUCCGUCGGGUUUAUGAGCUCGCCGGGCAGCGGGUUCCUGCUGUUGGCGCGCUGACGUCGGAGAACAGAGAUGUCUGGACUGACGCGCGCGCGAAGCUCUUGUCUGCCGACCCCAAGAACGCCCAGUCCCUCGAGGCGAUCGAGUCGGCUUCGUUUGUCGUCUGCCUUGACGAUGCGGCUCCUGUGACGCUUGAGGAGCGCGCGCAUGCUUACUGGCAUGGUGACGGGCAGAACAGGUGGUAUGACAAGCCGCUUCAGUUCAUUGUCAACGACAAUGGCACGUCGGGUUUCAUGGGGGAGCACUCCAUGAUGGACGGCACGCCCACCCACAGGCUGAAUGACUUUGUCAACGACGUCAUUUUCAACAACAAGCUCGACUUUGCCGACCCGACUGUCCGGAGCAAUCUGCCCGAGCCUCAGGUUGUCAAGUUUGUCGUCAACAAGGAGGUGCAGUCCGAAAUCGACAGGGCCAUCACCGACUUCAACAACGUCAUUGGCCAGCACCAGCUCGCGGUGCAGGCGUACCAGGGAUACGGCAAAGGGCUGAUCAAGAAGUUCAAGUGCAGCCCCGACGCGUACGUGCAGAUGAUCAUCCAGCUGGCGUAUUUCAAGAUGUACGGCAAGAACAGGCCUACGUAUGAGUCUGCCGCUACCAGACGCUUCCAACAAGGCCGUACCGAGACUUGCAGGACUGUUUCCGAGGAGUCAGCGAACUGGUGCAAGAGCAUGGCUGAUCCUGCCAUUCCCGACUCUGAAAAGGUGACCCUGUUCAGAAAGGCGAUUGAUGGGCACUUGGAGUACAUCUCUGCCGCGAGCGACGGCAAGGGCGUGGACAGGCAUUUGUUUGGGCUGAAGAGGUUGUUGGGCAAGGGGGAGGAGGUGCCGGCUCUGUAUCAGGAUCCGGCGUAUGGGUAUUCUUGCUCGUGGUAUCUCAGCACCAGCCAGCUGUCGAGCGAGUUUUUUAACGGGUACGGGUGGAGUCAGGUUAUUGAUGAGGGGUUUGGGAUUGCGUAUAUGAUUAAUGAGAAUAGCUUGAACUUCAACAUUGUCAGCAAGGGCCUCGGGAGCGAAAAGAUGAGCUACUACCUUAGCGAGGCGGCCGGCGAGAUGAGGGACUUGUUGAUUCCUACUCUUGAGGCGCCCAAGGCCAAGAUCUGAGCUCACGGUUGAGGGAUCUAACGAGGGGCCUGCAAAAGAUGGACGAACAUAGAAAGACAGAAGAUCAACAUUUACAACAGACAGACAGAGACCGAGGGAAGAAGGGCAAAACACAGUUCAUGGGGGUUUCAUACUGUUUUUUGUUUUGUUUUUUGGCUGUUUAGGAAAGAGGAGAGAGAAGGAAAGAAAGGCAUAUAUAGCAUUUACAGCUGGUUUGCUGGUUUGAUUUGUUGGCUUCUUACACAUAGACCAUUACAGCUCGCGCCCUGCCUGCCUGCC